AUGCCGGCCGUGAGUUACAACCAGAAGGUAGUUAUCAUUACCGAUGCAACUACUCCUUUUGCCCAAGAAUGUGCUGCCAUGUUCGCAGCCCGUGGCGCGAAUCUAGUCCUCAAUUUUCCUCCGUCAUCGCUCUCGGCGCGUCCAACUUCUCCCCUCCAGAGUCCAAGAUACCGUGAUGACCGUUCAGUGAUCGAAACGCACCAAGAGCUCAAAGAGGCUCAACAAAUCAUUGCAGCGGCCGUAGGAAAGUACGGCACUGUCCAUAUUUUGAUCAAUAACGCCUCUUUUCGAAGUCCUGGUCCUACAUACGACCUUCAGAGCUGCACAGCCUGGGAUACUAUGCGAAGGGUUGUCAUAGAUGGAGCAUUCAAGGCAGUCUGGCCACAUUUUCGCAAAAAUGGCUAUGGAAGAAUAUCUUUCAUAGACUCUGAACCUACAGGGUGUGGAGUGGCUGAGCUUGCUGGCAGAUUUGCCUUGUUUGGAUUUGCCGAAACAUUGGCGCGAGAAGGAGUGAAAUACAACAUCCGGGUGAAUGUUAUUGCUCCACAAUCCCUUUGCUACGUCACAGGUCAACAUCUGAGCUCUUCUUUGAACCCCGCUGUGCAGGGGGUUACGUCCCUUGCAGGAGCUCUCAGCCAUGAAUCGAACAAGGACGAAGCUGGUUCGCUCUUUGCGGUUGGAGAUGACCAUAUCACCAAGUUCCAAUGGGAGAGGUCAAAAGGUGUCUUCUUGAAUCCGGAUAUCAACUUUACUUCAGCAGCAUUGGCCAUGAAAUGGGGCGAGAUCUAUGACUUUUCGGAGAAAACUUACUCAAAUUCGGCAAUGGAUUUUGGCAGUCUACUGCCAAAAAUGCAGGAACUACCAGGCAAUGCUAAGCUUCCUGUUUCCGACUUUUCAGGGCGGGUGGUAUUGGUUACCGGUGGUGGAUCUGGGCUUGGUAGGGCGUAUUCUAUUGCCUUUGCAAAAUUGGGAGCCUUAGUGGUUGUUAACGAUGUAGCCGAUCCUCAAGCCGUGGUGGAUGAGAUCAGCCGUGACGGUGGCAUUGCCGCUCCUGUCCUCUCCUCAGUGGAGGAGGGAGACUACAUCGUCCAGAAAGCUCUCGAACUCUACGGCCAUAUUGACAUACUUGUUAACAACGCAGGUUUCGUUCGCGACAAGUCAUUUGCGAACAUGGAUGAGAAUAUUUGGAACUCGAUAAUAGACGUACACCUUAACGGUACAUAUCAAAUGACCAAAGCUGCAUGGCCACACUUUGUACGUCAAAGACAUGGAUGCAUCAUCAACACAACGAGCACGAGUGGAAUCUACGGCAAUUUUGGUCAAGCCAACUAUUCUGCCGCAAAAUUGGGUAUCCUGGGCGUAUCAGAAGCUACUGCCCGCGAGGGACGGAAGUAUAAUAUUCGUGUCAAUACAAUUGCUCCCGUCGCCAGCACUAGAUCGUUGGCCAUGGCACUAACUGAUACGGACAAGAACAACCUGGCCGUCUUCUUGCCAGAAUAUGUCGCUCCAGUUGUAGUUCUCUUGAGCUCAGAUACGCUCAACGGGAAGAUCAAUGAUACCGCUGGUGGUUUAUUUGAAGUUGGUUGCGGAUGGCACGCAAACACCCGUCUCCGUCCUGUUUCCGAGCUCAAGUUUUCUUCCACAGCGGAGUUAUCCCCAGACGCUCUAUCAGAGCCUUGGCUGGAGAAUACAGAGCCGCAGAAAGCAAACAGAAGCACCAUAUCUCCCAUCAACACAAACAAAGACGUUCUUGAGGUCAUUGCUGCGCUCAAGCGGGUCGACGUCGAACACAGCGAAUACAAGUUUACAGAGCGAGACGUGGCACUCUACAAUCUCUCAGUUGGAGCUAAAAGGUUGGAACUUUCUUUUCUAUGGGAGGAAUCGGCAUCCUUUCAGGCGAUACCAACCUUCGGAGUUAUACCAUUCUUCAGCAUGGAGACGAUAUACUACCAUGGCCAAAUCCUGCCUCGGUUCAUGCCCACUCAGUCGCUAUUGGGCGAAGUCUAUCUGGAAAUACUUCAAGACACCAUACCACGUUCAGGGCACCUCCAGACGCGCAGAAGGCUUGUAGAGGUUCUAGAUAAGAACAGCGCAGCGGUUGCUAUCACGGGUUAUACGACGGUAGAUGCCGCUACCGGGAUACCUCUUUUCUACAACGAACUUUCAUUCUUCAUGCGCGGGGCGGGCGGCUUCGGCGGCGUGCGUGACCGGCCGUAUCAGACGCCGUCUUCGCGCACUUACAUCAUGCCAAACCGACAGCCAGAUGCGGUCGAUGAAUUCCGCACUUCCGAAGAGCAGGCUGCAUUGUACAGGCUGACGGGCGACCGCAUGGCAAUGCACAUUGACCCCGAAUUCAGCAAAAAGGGAGGCUUUCCUCUCCCUAUCCUUCACGGAAUGUGCUUCAUGGGCAUUGCCGGCAAACACCUCUUUCAAAGAUACGGAUCUUAUCGCAGUAUCAAGGUCAAAUUGGUUGGCACUGUUGUCCCAGGCCAGACACUGCGGACCGAAAUGUGGGAGUCUGAAAAUGAGAAAGAGCUGGUGGUCUUUCAGAUGAAGGUGGUUGAGACUGGGAAACUUUGCAUUGCAGGGGGAGGUAUUUGGUUACGCAAUCCCUUGGGUCACUCGAAGAUGUCCAGGUUGUAA
This is a messenger RNA of Cladophialophora psammophila CBS 110553, 2643 nucleotides long. RefSeq lists its product as uncharacterized. Gene Ontology annotation, molecular function: oxidoreductase activity. The record is from RefSeq and is a predicted model, not a curated record. The coding region runs from base 1 to 2643 and encodes 880 amino acids. The transcript has 7 exons. Lineage: Eukaryota; Fungi; Ascomycota; Eurotiomycetes; Chaetothyriales; Herpotrichiellaceae.